GCGUCUGGCUCCCGCUCUCACAGCCAUUGUAGUACAUUGAGCUCCAUAGAGACAGCGCUGGGGCAAGAGCGAGCCGGAAGGGCACUGGGUGACUCUGUGCCUCGCGGAGGAAAAUCAACUAAACAUGGGCAAAGGAGAUCCUAAGAAGAUGAGAGGCAAAAUGUCCUCAUACGCAUUCUUUGUGCAAACUUGCUGGGAGGAACACAGGAAGAAGCACCCGGAUGCUUCUGUCAACUUCUCAGAGUUCUCGAAGAAGUGCUCAGAAAGGUGGAAGACCAUGUCUGCUAAAGAAAAGGGGAAAUUUGAAGACAUGGCAAAGGCUGACAAGGCUCGUUAUGAGAGAGAAAUGAAAACCUACAUCCUCCGCAAAGGGGAGAACAAAAAGAAGUUCAAGGACCCCAAUGCACCCAAGAGGCCUCCUUCGGCCUUCUUCUUGUUCUGUUCUGAGUAUCGCUCCAAAAUCAAAGAAGAGUACCCCGCAUCUGAGAUUUCAGCAUUUCCUUCAUCAUCAGUAGCAGUAGACUCGAGACUGCCAUAG
Messenger RNA from Peromyscus eremicus (cactus mouse), 538 nucleotides. RefSeq names its product high mobility group protein B1-like. The transcript has 2 exons. Lineage: Eukaryota; Metazoa; Chordata; Mammalia; Rodentia; Cricetidae. The record is from RefSeq and is a predicted model, not a curated record. Bases 125 to 538 code for a protein of 137 amino acids. Gene Ontology annotation, cellular component: nucleus. Gene Ontology annotation, biological process: regulation of transcription by RNA polymerase II. Gene Ontology annotation, molecular function: DNA binding, bending.